Aplosporella prunicola CBS 121167 is the source of this 1494-nucleotide messenger RNA. RefSeq lists its product as uncharacterized. NCBI's taxonomy places the organism in Eukaryota, Fungi, Ascomycota, Dothideomycetes, Botryosphaeriales, Aplosporellaceae. Bases 16 to 1308 code for a protein of 430 amino acids. The transcript has 7 exons. Gene Ontology annotation, molecular function: saccharopine oxidase activity; sarcosine oxidase activity; flavin adenine dinucleotide binding. The record is from RefSeq and is a predicted model, not a curated record.
UCCAAACCAUCGGCAAUGGAUUCUUCCAUUCUCAUCAUUGGCAGCGGCACCUUCGGAGCCUCAACAGCCUGGCACUUGGCCAAAAGAGGCUACAAAAAUAUAACUUGCAUCGACAAGAAUCCUUUCCCUUCCGUUGAUAGCGCUGCGUAUGACCUGAACAAAAUCAUUCGGACAGAGUACGAUGAACCGCUUUACUCCGAAUUGGCUAUUGAAGCCAUCCAAGCAUGGAGGCAACCGAUGUUUGACGAUAUCUUCCAUGAAACAGGCUGGCUUAUUACCACUUCCGGCGAUCCAGAGGCAACAAAGCGACUUCGCCAGGCCUACGAGAAUCUCGUUAAGAAAGGUCAAGCCAAAGGAGUAGAAUUCGUUGAAAAUAAGGAAGACAUUGUAAAGCAUGUACCACUCCUUGCAGAUGCAAAAGGGAUUUCUGAAUGGAAAGGCUUCUGGAAUCCUCAAGCCGGAUGGGCACACGCCAGGAAAGCCCUUGAGAAAGUCGGUACUGAGGCGAUGAAACUAGGUGUAAAAUUCAUCGGUGGCCCGGAUGGACAGAUGACCAAACUGGAAAGUAAAGACGGGAAAGUGGUAGGCAUCAGGGUGGCUUCAGGCAAAGUCCACACUGCCUCGAGGUAUAUCCUUUGCACUGGUGCUGCUUCUCCGCAGGUACUCCCGGAAUUGGCUCCUCAUCUAUGGUCCAAGUGCUGGACGCUUGGACACCUCGAGCUGAAUGACGAAGAACUCGCUCUUUUCAAGGGAUGCCCCGUGGUUGAUAACCGGGAGCUGGGUUUCUUUUUUGAGCCUGAUCCGGAGACCAGGUGGCUGAAAAUAUGCAAUGAAUUUCAAGGAUAUCAAUGGCAAACCGGUGAGUACUUUGACGGAACGAAAACCAUCAAGUACUCUAUCCCUCGCUAUGCGAGCGAUCAUCCUGGCGAGGGCAUCCCGGACGAGGCAAUGGCGGGAAUUAAUCGCUUGAUCGAUGCCGUUCUUCCGCGAUUCUCAGGCCGCAAGAUCCAUGGAGCUAGUGUUUGCUGGUGCACGGAUACCGCGGACCGUCAUUGGCUCAUCGAUAAGCACCCUAGUUAUCCUGGAGGAGAAAUUCUACUUGCAACUGGCGACUCUGGGCAUGCGUUUAAGAUGCUACCGAUCAUUGGAGACUACAUAGCCGAUGCCUUCGAAGGAAAAGAGAGGGGCUUGAAGAAGGUUUGGCGGUGGCACAACAGGCCGUGGGGACAUGACGAUUCCCGCCCUGGCGAUCGCGUCAAAGACUUGCGAGAGGUUGGCAUGGGCAAGGCCGCCAUGAGCAAGUUCUGAGCUGGGGGGAGGCCUGGAUUGUGUGGUUUCGGGUAGUCCCCAGGUCCAAUACUCCCCGAUUGGGUUAGCGUGAUCAACUGAUCAGCUACCCUCAGCCAUAUGUAGGUUGUGUUGAAGAUCGGGAUAGCUAGUUAAAGUAGACUCGAUCGAACUAAUUGUAGCUGAUUUGGGACUCCGCUAAUGGCU